This is a messenger RNA of Hydra vulgaris (swiftwater hydra), 6376 nucleotides long. RefSeq names its product protein mono-ADP-ribosyltransferase PARP4. NCBI's taxonomy places the organism in Eukaryota, Metazoa, Cnidaria, Hydrozoa, Anthoathecata, Hydridae. The record is from RefSeq and is a predicted model, not a curated record. Gene Ontology annotation, molecular function: NAD+ poly-ADP-ribosyltransferase activity. Gene Ontology annotation, cellular component: cytoplasm.
UUUUAGGGGAGUUUUAUAUUUCAAAAAAAAUAAGUCAUGUUUUCUGGAUGCAUUGUUACACUAGACCUUGCCACUAAUGCAAGUUUUAGGGAAAAAGAGAUUCUGAGAAAAGCAAUUGUUAACAAUGGGGGAGUUGUUAGCUAUAUUAUUACAAAGAAGAGUACUCACGUAGUAGUUGCUUCAAAAGAAUUUGCACAAACAUCUUAUCGCUGUGAGCGGGCAUUAAAGUAUGGAGUUCCUGUUGUUACAAGCGAUUUUAUUACAAAAUCAGUUGAAGCAGGAUUUUUACUAAAUCAUGAAUCAUUUCUAGCUUUUAAAAUUGAGAAAGAAAGUGUUGAUGAGCUUAAAUCAGGAAAACUUUCUACAAAAUCAUCAAACAAUAACAAUUGUAUGAAGAAAGUUUCCGAGGCCGAAGUUUUGUUAAACUGCAGGGUAUGGAGUGAUGGAAAAGGACCUUGGAAUAAUGAUAUUUUGUUUGAAGUGCCAAAAUAUUUCCUUCUUCUUGAAAACUCAAAAAGUGAUGGGAACAGGCCUUUUUGUUUAAUCGAGCUUCAUGUUUCUUGUGAUGGAGCAUGGAGGGUAUGGUGUCAAUAUGGAAAUAAUGUGACAGAAAAGGAAACAAGCAAAAAUGUUUGUGAAUACAGAGCAGCAAAAGACGCGUAUGAAUGUGAAAUUUUAUUUGGUGCUUGUAUAAAUCAGUAUAAAAAAGAGUUUCAAAAUAAAAAUGAACUUAGUGAACCACUUUCAAAAAGUUAUGCUAUUGGAUCAAAAUAUCUAUAUGAAUGGCCUGGAAGAAAUUCUGAAGUAAGAACAGAAAUGACAUCAAACUUAAGUCACCUAGUGAACACCAUUUGGGCAGAUGCUCAAGGAAAUUUAAAAGAUUUGCUUGCAAAUAGCAUUCACUCAUAUAUCUUAGCUGAUGUGGUCAGGGCUGAAGGAAUUUUAUUGCAAAUAAAAGAAUGUUUUGAAAAGAAAGAUGAAAAGUUAAAAACUUUAAGUGAAGAGUUCUAUAGUAUAAUAAAACUUAAAAAAAAUAACAAUGUUUUAGAUAAUGCUAAAAUCAUUUCAAGAAUGUUUGACCUAUGUCAGGUGAUAAAGGAUGUAGUUGGAGUAAGCGAAUCAACAAACUGGAAAACCAUUCCAAGUUUGAAUGCCAAAUACAAAGCAUUGGGAUGUAAUAUUAAAGAACUACACUAUGAAGCUUUAGGUGAACUAAAGAAAACCAUCUCAAUGUCAAGCAUGGAAGCUAAAGAAAUUGAAGUUUUAAGUGCCUUUGAAUUGAACCGAAUAUCUGAGAAAGGAGGAGUUGAUUUUGUUGGACCAUUUUUUCAUUCUACAUCUACAGAAAACUUGGUUGGAAUUUUAUCCAGAGGUUUACUUUUACCAAAAGUUGUGGUUGAUCAACACGGAGGAGAGAGGACUGAUGUUGGCAUGCUUGGCAAUGGGAUAUAUUUUGCAAGUGCUGCUUCCACUUGUAUUAAAUACUCCAAACCAUCACAAACAAGUGGCAGCAGGUUUAUGCUUUUGUGUGAACUAAAUUUAGGAAAAACAAAGACAUACAGAAAAUUUCAGAAAGAUUUAAAUGAAGCACCUGCUGGAUAUGAUAGCACACAUGGAGUUAAAUCUACUAGCAAUGAACCAUCUGAUUUUGAUGAUGAUGAAUUUUGUGUUUAUGAUGUAUCACGCCAGAGAAUAACGCAUAUUGUUGAGUUUAAAUUAGCAAGUGAUAAUGUGCACCAUACUUUAAACAACGAUGUUUCUGAAGAUGAAGGGAUUGAGUCUGAUUUUGAUUCAGAAUCAGAACUUAGCAUAAAAGAUGUUGAUAGUGUUCAAGACCCUCUCUCAAAAGUUGUUAGUGGUCUGCAAUCCAGCACAAAUCAACCUGUACCACUUACUGCAGUCCAUAUUCGUGCAAAAUUGCAAGAGUUUUCAUCAGAGGUAGUUGUGCUUCAGGCUUAUCGAAAUGAUAGUAUCAAUCCUAUUGAAGCAAAAUAUGUAUUUCCUCUAGAAAGUUCUGCUGCAGUAUGUAGUUUUGAGGCAUUCAUAAAUGGAAAGCACAUUGUGGGAAAAGUAAAAGAAAAGGAGCAAGCGCGAAAAGAAUAUAAGGAAGCAAUACAACAAGGUCAUGGUGCAUACCUUAUGGAAGAACAAGAGGAGUCACCAGAUGUUUUCACUGUUACUGUUGGGAAUUUACCACCAAAUUCAGAUGUUCUUAUAAAAAUUACUUAUGUUGCGGAACUAUCUCUAGAAGAUGAUCAAAUAAGUUUUUCACUUCCUGGUUGUGUUGCACCAUGGGUGAAAGACCAAGCAUUAGCUACAAAAAUGCAGAAUGAACUGGAAACAAUUAACGUUAAUUCUUUUGGUGAGUUUUCUCUUGAAAUUUCUCUUGAGAUGCCUUGCGCUAUCAGAUCAAUUGUUUCUCCAACUCAUGGAAACAUCUUAAUUAAGAAAACUGCAACAAAAGCUGUUGUUAAAAUGAAUGAUCCACUUGGUACCUCAUUUCAACUUUUAAUUGCUCUUGCAGAGAUACAUGUUCCAAGAAUGUGGGUACAAAAAAGUCCUCAGGAUAGUGAUAAGCAGGCUUGUAUGUUGAGUUUUUUUCCUGAAUUUGAUGGUGAUAUUGGUGAUCAUGAAGUUAUUUUUCUUAUUGAUGCGUCAAAUUCAAUGAAAGACCAUUUUAUUGAACUGCAAAAGCUUGUUUAUUUGACAUAUGAAAAGAUGCCACAAAGUACUAAAUUCAACAUGGUUAUAUUCAAUGACACUUAUAAAGAAUUAUUUCCAUAUUCAAGAUUUAAGGAUGAAAGUAAGCAACAAGUUAUGAGUCUCCUUAAGUUACUAAAAAACUGUAAUGGAGGAACACAUUUAUGGAGUGUAUUAAAGAUGAUUGAGAUGCUUUCUUGUGAAUCUACCAUGAAGAAUGUGUUUCUUUUUUCUGAUGGUCAUAUUUUUGAUGAGAUCAGCACUUUAGCAAGAAUACGUAACCUAAAAAAGAAUGUUCGAUUGUUCACAUUUGGUGUUGGCACAACUCCUAACAAACACAUUUUACAAAAAAUGGCAUGCUUAGGAUCUGGGUAUUUUGAGUAUUUUGAUAAAAAUGCAAAGUCAAAAUGGCAAAAAAAGGUAGAACUUCAAUUGGAAAAGUGUCAGCAGCCAGUUUUGACAAACAUUAAAAUACAUUGGAUUCAACAUGAUGAAGAUGCACCAAAACCACUUCAAGCACCAAAUGAGAUUACUACAUUAUUUAAUGGCAAUCGGUUAGUGGUUUAUGGCUUUGUUCCACAUUGUACAAUGGCAAAUUUAUCGGCUAUUCUUAAUGGUAAAGAGUUGAAUACAAUAGUAUCAACAUCAGAAUUAAGUACAACAGUAGGAUUGACAAUACAUCGACUUGCAGCAAAAUCUGUCAUUAAUGAUUGGAAUGAUGGGAUGUUGCACCAAGAUCAGUACAAACAUGAGGCAAUAAAAGCAGAAAUGAAAGGAAAAAUAAUUCAACUUAGCAUUGAAUACUCAAUUGUGACUAAAUUUACAAGUUUUAUAGCUGUUGAAGAACGAGAGAAAAAUGAAGGUAAAGAUGUUACUGCUCCUACCAUUAAUGAACUUGUUCUCAUGGAAACUGUUGAUAUUCUACCAUAUAUGGGAUUUGAAACUAAAACGAAAAGCGUACCUAUGGAUAAGGCUAAAUUUAGUUUGUCUGAGAUUUUAGAUGGUAUGCAUAUGCUAAAAGAUGAAUUGAGUUUGUCUGAAGAUGAUUAUGAUAAUGACGAUUCAUCGCUUUCAAGGCAGGAGAGUGAAGAAGAAAAAAAAUUAUAUAAGAAACCUAUUAUUUUGGAUAUAGGAAUGGCAGAAACCAAGGCUGGUUUUGCUGGUUGUAGAGCUCCAAAAGUUGUUAUUCCAACAUUAGUUGGACGGCCAAGACAUCAAGGUGUAAUGGUUGGAAUGGGGCAGAAAGAUGCUUAUGUUGGUAAUGAAGCAUUGUCUAAAAGAGGCAUAUUAACUUUAUUAAGCCCUUUUAAAUUAGAUAAAGAAAUUAAAAAACCUUUAAAAGUUGAGGGAAGUCCUUCUUUUCUAUCAAUGUCAAAACCAGAACCAUUUCUUAAAAAGAUUAUGUUUAAAAGCUGUUCAAGAUCUGAAACAGACAGUACGAAACCAUUGCAGCUCAUAGGUGAUACAGGUAACAUAGUUAAACCAGAAACAAGUAAAGCUAUAAAUCCGAAGUUUAAAAUUGCCAAAUGCAAACGUGAAUUAUCAAAAGGACUAUCAACAUUACAACAUUCAUCUGUGCAGCAAUCAAUUAACAUAGAUUCUGAUUCAGUAGAUUAUCAAAAAUCAUACAUCAUGCUGACAAAGCAAAAAGAAUGUGCUGAAAUUGAGCAGACUUCAGAUGAUUUUCUUUCAAUGCAAAGUGAUAAUCUAAUGAUGGAUUAUUGUGAGAUGCUUGCGAGUAAAGAAAGCAUUUAUUUGGAAUCUGAUUCUGUUAAAGAUAUUCACCAAUUUAAAUUAAGAGAGAAGAAAUCUGCUACUCCACCGCCAUCAUCAACAAGAAAUGUGUCAUCGCUUAGAAAAAAGCAACCUUUUCCUGAACCGAUGGUAUCAAAGGUUUGCCUUCAAGCUAAGAUGCCAGAUCUUCCGAUGCCACCACCACCACAAUUAAUGCCACUAUUUGGAGCAAAACAACCUUCAGCUGAACCAAUGUUAUUAAAGGCUUGCUCUCCAGCUAAGAUGCCAGAUCUUCCGAUGCCACCACCACCACAAUUAAUGCCACUAUUUGGAGCAAAACAACCUUCAGCUGAACCAAUGUUAUUAAAGGCUUGCUCUCCAGGUAAAACUUCAUUUUUUUCACAACCACCACCGCCACCACCUGCACAAUCAAUGUACUUAUUUGGAGCAAAACAACCUUUACCUGAACCAACAUUGUCAAAGGAUUGCUUACCAGGUAAGACUUCAUUUUUUUCACAACCACCACCGCCACCACCUGCACAAUCAAUGUACUUAUUUGGAGCAAAACAACCUUUACCUGAACCAACAUUGUCAAAGGAUUGCUUACCAGGACUAAUGGGUAAAAAAUUAGCUGCUCCACCACCAGCAGCACAAUCAGUGUCACUAUUUGGAUCAAAUAAAUCUAGUUUAAUGUUUUCAAGGAACUCUUGUUUUUCAGAUGAUUUAGGAAUGCCAAAAAGAGAAGAACAUAGUUUGGAUUUAUGUGAUGAUUUAGAGAUGUUGGCAGAUGAGAAAUUAAGUUUGGAUUAUAGGCCUGCUGCUACUGGCACUAUCUCUGCUUGUCAUUUUGUCAAGCCAAUAAGUUGUGCAUAUUAUGAACCUUGUUUUUUGGAAAGAAAAAAAACUUCUAUUGAAAAUGGACUCAAAUCUGUUUUCGACUGCUUUUUUAAAGAUGAAAAAUUUGAGAGACCUUUUCUAGAUGGUCGUUCGUUUGUUUUUUUAAACAAAACAUCGAAUGAAGAUUUGAUAAACAACACUUUAGAAUUUCUUGUAGAAAACCAGCACUCAGACGGAUAUUGGGAGCUUGAAGAUAUUUUUCAAGAUCAACAGUCUACCAUAUCGUUCGAUAUACUUUUUGUGGAUGUUUGCAGAAAACUUGCAUUAUCAUUAUGUGGGGAAAAAUAUUCUUCUGAGAUUCAGCGUUUAAUUGCCACAAUUAUUGUCUGCGUCAUAUUUAAGCUUGCACUUAGUAAUGAUAAAGCUCUUUGGUCUUAUCCGUAUCAUCUUCGUGAAAGUAAUUUGAAAGCAUCAGAUAAGUUAACGAGCGCAUUUUUUAAAGGAAAAAGUUAUAUUUUACAUGAGGAUUGUAAAUUUCCCUCUAUUCAUACCCGUUUGGGACUGGGUUAUAGCUUAGAAGAGAUGACAUUUCAAGUUUACCGAUUAGCUUCACAAAGUUUUGAUAAACGUAUGGAACUGCGACUUUAAUAGAAGCAAUUAACAAAUGCUUUAACAGGCGGUUGAUACUUGAACCCGGUUGAAACUUUGUACUUGAAAUAUUUUUGUUAUUAUUGUCUUGAAAUAUUUUUGUUAUUAUUGUCUUAUUCAAUUUUUAUUUAUAUUUGCAUACAUUUUUUUUAUAUAAAUUUUUUAAGUGCAGAUAAUUUUACAAAAAAAUGGAACUAUUGUUUGCAACAUUUAGACUUUGGUUUGAAUGUUGCACUAGUGUCUUUUAAUGUUUAAUGUGCAAUUUUAAUGUUUAAAUAAUAUUAAUACUGAAAUUUAAAACACAAAAUGACUAGUUAGGCACCAUAGUUAAAGGUUUUUGCUAAAUGUUUUUAUUUUUUUAUUUUUUUUUUUUAUUUCAUCACUUGUAGAUUAUUUACGCUAUUGAACAAUUUUAACGUGUAUCAUUUUUAAUAAGAGACGUUUGCUGAUGAUGGUU